This is a messenger RNA of Penaeus indicus, 429 nucleotides long. RefSeq names its product cuticle protein 7-like. Gene Ontology annotation, cellular component: extracellular matrix. NCBI's taxonomy places the organism in Eukaryota, Metazoa, Arthropoda, Malacostraca, Decapoda, Penaeidae. The coding region runs from base 1 to 429 and encodes 142 amino acids. The record is from RefSeq and is a predicted model, not a curated record. The transcript has 3 exons.
AUGUCCACUAAGACCGUCAUCGCUCUCGCCCUUGUGGCCGUAACUUUGGCUGCUCCUUCACAACCUUCCUACGGAUAUGCUCCUCCCGCAACCUACGAUGCUCCUGCCAAGUACGACUUCAACUAUGCAGUGAAGGACGACUACUCCGGCAACGACUUCGGUCACCAGGAAUCUCGCGACGGUUACGAUACUCAGGGUUCCUACUUCGUUCUCCUUCCCGACGGCCGCCUGCAGAAGGUCGCCUACACUGUCAACGGCGACUCUGGCUACGUGGCUGAGGUCAGCUACGAGGGUGAGGCUCAAUAUCCCGAGUACAAGCCUGCUCCUGCCUACAAGCCCGCCCCUGCUCACAAGCCCGCCCCUGCUUACAAGCCCGCCCCUGCUUACAAGCCCGCCCCUGCUUACAACCCUGCUCCUGCCUAUGCUUAA